UAGUCGGGUGCGAGAGUCUCGAUCUAGCGAGAUUGGAAGGGCUUUGGGUGCACAUACCAACCCUUCCUACCCUUUCGAAGGAUCAGGCCACGAAGAUGCCUGGCCUGCGUGAACGAGAGAAGCGCAACCUGUGGCUGAUACUGACCGGCGCGCCUCCCUGCGUCCGGAAAUUCAGCCACGCUCAAUUCUCAAACGUUAUAUCUUGUUCCCUUCAGUUUCAUUCGAACCACGGCUGUGCUCGACACCGUUUUCCUCGAGGACAUCGGGAAAGGUUCCUCCUCCUCUUCCUCCUUUUUAUACACGUCGUCGUAGUAUCAAAUCGUUGUUAGAACCGAGAAAGGAAAAGAAAGAGAUACCAAGAAGCAUAAACUUUUAUAGAAUUCUUCAUUCAAUUUUUGAUUGUUUUUCGGCUUUCCCCCGAUUUUAUCUUAUUUAUCCCUCGUUUCCUUUUUUUAAGAAGGGAUUUCCUCUCCUUUAGUUUUUCUCUCUCUUUUUAUUUUCUGAUUUUAUUUUCGUUCAUGCUUUUUUUUUUUACGAUUAUCUUUCGUAACGUAACGUCCGUAAUUAAACGUUGGUCCGUCCAAUUUAACGUCUACAUAGUUGUUAAAUUCAAUUAAAUGAUAUUUCAUCGAAACGAUGAGCUGCUAUUCGUGUUAUUUAAAUUUUUAUCGAGUAAUAUUAUUAUCUACGGUUUUUGUAAUUUUCGUGAUAGAAUAAUAAUUAGUGGUGGAAAAUAAUAUAUAGACAGUGCCAAAUCUUCCUGUUGCUUGCCGGUCCGGCUUGGGAAAAAUUCUCAAAGAAACAGGCGUAACGAGGGCAAAACUAGCUUAGAGGCAAGAAAACGUUCUACCUUACGAUGCGUAUACCGGCGCUCCAGUUAAUUAACGAUGCAACGACACCGAAGACGAGUAAGACGAGGAUGAUAACAGUAGGAAAGCUAGUGACAACAACAGGAAUAACGACUAAGACGAAAAUUACUACGACUGUGAUAACUACGAUGACGGUAAUGACGAUGACUAUGAUGACGAUGAUAAUGAUGAUGAUGAUAGAAACUACGCGAUGAAAGAAGGAGAAAAAAAAAGUAACGUCGAGUGUGAAAUCACGUAAAAUCUUGGCAAAUUAGUCAUACUAAAAAAGAUAGUAAGAGAAAACUUGUAAUGACUCGGUAGUCAAUUUUCAUCGUCGGGCAUAAUUGACGACAUUACUUUCGCGGACCACGAAGAAGUAAAAGGAAAGGGGGAGGUGCAAUAAAAGACGAGAGAAAACGUUCGAGACGAAAUUAAAUAAUAGUUUUUUUUUGUAGAAAAGUAUCUAUUAUUCUUCUUCGUGCAUUAUCACAAAGACUGCUCAAAACUCGCCAAAAAAUUUUUAACGUUUUACACUGGUGCCAAAAAAAAAAAGGGUAUCGAAUUGAAACUUAUAAGGGACCAAGAUCGUCCGCGUAUUUUCGGAAUAGAAAAGAAAGAGGGGUAGUUUGUUUUGUCUUUAAUAAUAGAUAGAAAUAAUAGUCGGAAAAGUGGAUCGUACGGUAGCAAUCGUUGAUCGAGCUCGUCCUAAAUGGAAGGAGGGAGGAGAAAAUGUCGCGUCUCAAAGAAGGCGUCGUCGAUACGUCGAUCACCCUGGUACGACAAGGAAGACGUCUUCGUCUUCGUCGUCUUGGACUUCAUCGAGUUCGAGCUAUGUGAAUCGUCAAGAAAUUCGCAGGAAUCUUCUUCCUCCUUUGAAAAUAAAUAAAGGUGUUUUAACGGAUAAUAAAACGUUUGAUAAUAAUAGAAUGCCGGGGCAAACGUCGACUCGAGAGAGUAGCGAGGUAAUCCGAAUGGAACCUCUCGGUAGAACAUCCAGUUCACGUAGCCCCGGGCAAAAUGGAACUGCCAAUAGCACCGAAGUACCAGUAAUCACAGAAGACAGCAACACCGGAUUGCACAAACGUAGUAUUUACGAGCCCAAUGGAAUCGUCUGUUCACAAAAAAGGGCACUCUGCAUAGCCACCGUCGUUUUCGCAUUACUUUUCGCCAUAUCACUCAUCAUUGCCUUCGCGGGACCACAAAAUGACUGCCCUUGCGCUGGACAAAGGCCAGCCAAUAUAGAAAUCGAAGACGAUGAAGAGAGCAACGAGCCUCUCGCAACUAAUGGGGAGGUAUUCCCAUGGAAUAACGUCAGGCUACCUACAUUCGUGUAUCCUACUAGGUAUAACAUUACCAUCCAUCCAAAUCUUACCACCUUAGAAGUUAAAGGACAGGUCACAAUCGAAUUCAACGUCGAUAAAGAGACCAAUUUUAUCGUCUUCCAUAGUAACAACUUGACAAUAAACGAAAAGAUGGUCCAAGAUCGGAAAGGCCAUAGAUUGAAAAUCGCGAAAUUGUUGGAGUAUCCUACUCAUCAACAAUUAUAUCUCCAAUUGGAAGAGAGUAAAUUUCGAAAAAGAGGCAAUUACACGGUACACCUGAGAUUCGUUUCGAAAUUAACCAGCAAUCUGGAGGGUUUUUAUCUCAGCAGUUACGUCACCGCCGAUGGAGAAAAGAGGUAUUUGGCAACGACACAAUUUGAACCAACGUAUGCACGAUCGGCGUUUCCCUGUUUCGACGAGCCCCAGUUCAAAGCUAAAUUCAAGAUUUCAAUAUUCAGGGAUAGAUUUCAUAUUGCGUUAUGCAACAUGCCUGUUGUCAAUACGGAGGAUGCUGGCUUUUAUAUGGGGACUGGCCUUCUUCGAGAUGAUUUCCAAGAAUCCGUCGAAAUGUCUACAUAUUUGGUGGCAUUCGUUGUAUGCGAUUUUAAAAGGAUUUCCGAGAUGACUAAGAGAAACGUUUCUGUGAGCGUUUAUGCACCAGAAUCGAUGCUUCCUCAAGCGAGAUACGCGAUAGAUAUCGCUGUUCGUACGAUGGAUUACUUUGAAUCUUUCUUCGGAGUAGAUUAUCCAUUGCCUAAACAAGAUUUGAUCGCGAUUCCUGACUUUGGUACCGAAGCAAUGGAAAAUUGGGGCCUAACUACUUAUCGAGAAACUGCAAUUCUUUACGAUCCUGAAGAAACAUCUACUGCUGCACACGAAUGGAUCGCGAUAAUUGUUGCCCACGAAUUGGCACACCAAUGGUUCGGUAAUCUAGUUACGAUGAAAUGGUGGAACGAUCUUUGGUUGAACGAAGGUGCUGCCAGUUUCUUCGAAUACAAAGGUGUCAAUCAUAUUUCACCGGAAUGGAAUAUGAUGGAUCAGUUUAUUCUAGAAAAAACACAAUCUGCCUUACAUCUCGAUGCACUUGCCAGUAGUCAUCCGAUAAGCGUAAAAGUAGACGAUCCCAAAGAGAUAGAAGCCAUUUUCGAUAUUAUCAGUUAUCACAAAGGUGCUUCGAUUUUAAAUAUGCUCGAAGGUUUUCUCUUCGAAGACGUAUUGAAAAGUGGAUUGAACGAUUAUCUCAAUAUCCAUGCUUACGGAAACGCAGACACCAAAGACCUUUGGGCUGUUUUCACUAAACAUGCCAAUCGUACGUUCGACGUCAAAGCCAUAAUGGAUACGUGGACACAACAAAUGGGUUUUCCAUUGGUAACGAUAAUCCGUGAUGGAAAUACCAUUACAGCGAGUCAGAAAAGAUUUCUCAUAUUGCCGAAUGAAAACGAUACAGAAAUUUUCAAUCAAAAAUCACCAUUCAAUUACAAAUGGUACGUGCCACUGAGUUAUUACACGGAUAAGGAACCGCAUAAGUUACAAAACGUGUGGAUGAAUUUAACCGACGUCACCUUUGAAAUAGCGAGUGACGUUGAAUUCAUCAAAUGUAACGUCAAUCAAAGUGGAUUUUAUCGAGUGAAUUAUCCGGAAGACAUGUGGAUGUAUAUUAUUACAACAUUACAUUACAAUCACACGCAGUUCAGUCCGGCAGAUCGUGCAAAUCUUAUCGACGAUGCUUUCGAAUUAUGCGAAGCUGGUGAAUUAAAUGCUACUAUCCCUCUGGAAUUAUCUUUGUACCUCCUAAACGAAAGAGAUUACGUUCCAUGGAUGACAGCCCUUAAGUACCUGUACUCUUGGAAGGGAAGAUUAGCCGAAAGUCGAGCUUACAAGAGAUACAUCGAAUUUCUUAAACGAUUGUUAGGUCCUAUUACAAAAUAUGUCGGUUGGGCGGACGAAGGAACUCACUUGGACAAAUUAUUACGAAUUGCGGUAUUACAAUCAGCAGUAUCGGUGAAAUUGGAGAACGUUGUUGAACCAGCUAAAACACUUUUCAACGAUUGGAUGUUGAACAGUAAAAGUAUUAGGCCAAACAUUCGCGAUGUUGUUUACGUUGCAGGAAUUAAAUUUGGCGGGGAACCGGAAUGGAACUAUUGUUGGUCGGUUUAUCAAAAAACACAAGUUCCUAGCGAGAAAAGUGUGAUGUUGCAAGCACUCGGUGGUACCUCAGAUCCAUGGUUGUUACAACGUUACCUUCUACGUUCUUUGGAUCGCGAGAAGGUGAGACCUCAAGACGUUGAGACUGUUAUAGGAUCGGUGGCUUCUAAUUCGGAAGGAUUGUUUCUUGCUUGGCGACAUCUCAAAGCGUACUGGCACGAUAUACAAGCAUUGUUUGGUAACGGUACUCUCACUAUGGGUAGCUUGAUAAGCGUCGUUACGUCAAAUUUCUUCACAGAGCACGAUUACCGCGAGGUUACUGAAUUUUUUAAAAAGGUGGACGUUGGUAGCGGUAAACGAGCACUCGAUCAAAGCUUGGAAACAAUUAGAUUCAACAUUCAUUGGGUUAAAGAAAACGUGGACGUAUUGGACGACUGGUUGAUCGACUUUUUGGACGUUCAUUCGUGUUAACCCUUGCUCGUCGGAAAUGGGACAGCAAUGGCCCGGAAUCGUUCGGUCCUAUUUUUUAUCGGUAUGGCUAUUUUUCUUCAUUAUAUUUAUACGAGAGACAACCGCCGCUGCCCCUCUCUUACGAGCGGGUUAAACAAAAAAAAAACAAUCAACGCGACAUAAUAAAUAGCCUACUUCUUGAAA
Molecule: messenger RNA, 4969 nt
Organism: Polistes canadensis
Lineage: Eukaryota; Metazoa; Arthropoda; Insecta; Hymenoptera; Vespidae
Product: endoplasmic reticulum aminopeptidase 1-like
Exons: 14
Coding region: 1775-4786 (1003 amino acids)
Biological process (GO): peptide catabolic process; proteolysis
Cellular component (GO): cytoplasm
Molecular function (GO): peptide binding; zinc ion binding; metalloaminopeptidase activity
Source: RefSeq, a predicted model, not a curated record